AUGGCGUCAAAUAAUCAGUCAUCAGUGACUGAGUUCAUUUUAAAAAGUUUCUCUGAAAAUCCUCAGUUUCAGAUCUUUAUCUUCAGCCUCUUCUUAGGACUUUUCAUAGUGGCUUUCACAGGUAACUCACUCAUUAUUGCUGUGAUCAGUCUAAAUCCAGGCCUCCAUACUCCCAUGUACUUUUUCCUUAUAAAUUUGGCCUUGAUGGAUAUUCUCUCCAUUGCCACUGUGGUGCCCAAGUUGCUACAGAACUUAAUGACUGAGAAUACCAUUUCCUAUGGUGGCUGCAUAGCUCAAAUAUAUUUCCUAACUUGGUGUUUGGGGGCUGAGCUCUUGCUUUUCACAGCUAUGGCCUUUGACCGGUACGCAGCCAUCUGUCAACCCCUCCACUACAACACUAUGAUGAACAAGGCAGUUUGCUGUCUAUUAGCAUCUGCAGCAUGGGCUUUCAGCGGGACCAAUACAACCAUCAACACUAUCAUGACUGUACGCUUGUCUUUCUGUGGACCCAAUGCCAUUGAUCAUUUCUUUUGUGAGAUUCCUCCAUUAUUGCCUCUCUCCUGCUCCCCAACUUACAUCAAUAAUACAAUGACAUUUGUCGCGGAUAUGUUCUUUGCUAUUAUCAAUUUUCUAUUUAUCUUAUUGUCCUAUGGCUUCAUCAUUUCCAGCAUCCUGAAAAUCCAGACAAGGGAAGGGAAGAAGAAAGCAUUUUCUACUUGUUCUUCCCAUCUGAUUGUGGUCACUAUGUAUUAUUGCACUAUAAUUUACAUCUACAUUCUUCCUGCUAUGGGUCAGUCUCUGAAUGAAGGUAAACUAGCUUCAGUGUUUUAUGCCAUAGUGAGCCCAGCCUUAAAUCCUCUGAUCUACUCCCUGAGAAAUAAGGAUGUGAAAAUAGCACUCAAGAAAUUAUGUCCUUUCUUUAGAAAAUAA
This is a messenger RNA of Gracilinanus agilis (Agile Gracile Mouse Opossum), 930 nucleotides long. RefSeq names its product olfactory receptor 13A1-like. Gene Ontology annotation, molecular function: G protein-coupled receptor activity; olfactory receptor activity. Gene Ontology annotation, cellular component: membrane. The transcript has a single exon. The record is from RefSeq and is a predicted model, not a curated record. Gene Ontology annotation, biological process: G protein-coupled receptor signaling pathway. Lineage: Eukaryota; Metazoa; Chordata; Mammalia; Didelphimorphia; Didelphidae. The coding region runs from base 1 to 930 and encodes 309 amino acids.